Postia placenta MAD-698-R-SB12 is the source of this 1110-nucleotide messenger RNA. RefSeq lists its product as hypothetical. Lineage: Eukaryota; Fungi; Basidiomycota; Agaricomycetes; Polyporales; Adustoporiaceae. The record is from RefSeq and is a predicted model, not a curated record. The transcript has 6 exons. Bases 22 to 1065 code for a protein of 347 amino acids.
CCCCCUGUCCCCGAGCCCCCCAUGUCCAGUCUCAGGAAACUCAAGGCAUAUGUGGUGGGCGGUGUCGGCGACCAAUCCUCCGAGCUCAAGGCUGCCGCCGUCCCAGUGUCCGAGGCGGACUGUAGAGGUUGUGCCGACCCGUGCGACGAAGGGCAUGACGAAUAUCCAUCAAGAUUCGAUGUAGACAUGGAGACUCAAAUGCUGGGCUCAAUAAAGCCGUACUCCCGUCAGCUGGUGUUGUCGACUGGCAAGUCGGACUGGGAGAAGGACAUAGCGGACGCAAGAGGCAGCCUCGCGGCGUAUGUCGAGACAGUCCGAGGCGAGGUCCCAAAGACCAAAUCCAAGAAGGCUCCCCGAAACGGCCCCGGCUCCGCACCGCCGGGCAUAUACGACUCCUCAGAGGCAUCCAAAGUCACGAUCCUGAACGGCAGCCAUGUCACCGUCUGCGAUGACACGGCGCGCGAGACAGUACUCGUGUUUCCGGACUACAAGGUGGUGACCGAAGUGGAUAGAUCGGAAGAGGGCGCAAGGAAGCUGCUGCAGUCACUCGGACACAGCGAUUCUGGGGACUCGCUGAAGACGUGGGUGCUCCCGUACUCGUGCGUUAUCCUGCUCUGUUCGCAUAAGCGGAGGGACAAACGUUGCGCUAUCGCCGCCCCAAAGCUUGAGAAAGCCCUCACGGGAGCUCUCGAGCGCGAAGGCUGGGAAGUGCACACACAAGUAGAGGAUCCUUCCCUCCUGGGACCCCCGCUAGAAGAAGUCUCAGGCACAGAGCAAGAUAAGGAAGCAGAGGUUCUCCGCCGCCUCAAGAGUGUCGACCCCAAGAAUGCUGAAACCAAGCGCGCGCUCAUCGUCCGCAACUCGCACAUGGGUGGACAUAAGUUUGCUGGGAAUGUUAUUAUCAACACGCCUCAAGGAGCGACAAUUUGGUACGGCCGAGUCACGCCUCAUGAGGUCGAUGCCAUCGUUAAGGAGACCGUCAUCGAGGGAAAGGUUCUUUCUCCCCUUCUGCGCGGAGGCCUCAACCUCGCCCGACCUGGACGGGCGAGUCUUCACGACUGGUAGUAUUUACCGUAGAGACCACUUUUAUGCAGGCUGAGAUUGGAUUGC